Messenger RNA from Klebsormidium nitens, 486 nucleotides. The record is from the annotation of a GenBank genome assembly. Lineage: Eukaryota; Viridiplantae; Streptophyta; Klebsormidiophyceae; Klebsormidiales; Klebsormidiaceae.
AUGAUGGAGAAAGGAUAUGCGAGUGAGAGGCUGGGUCCUCCUGAAAACGAUUUCAGUUGUAUCAAGUGCGGGCACUACCUCGGGCUGAAUGCCAGCCGGCUGUUCCAUUCCAAGGAAUACUUUCCAGCGGGAAACAAGGGAACGCUGUCGUUCCAGGUGGCCGACGAGCGGUGCUUCGUACAGAAGCAGGAGAGCAAGUGCGGGCCGUUCUUUGAGACGGCCGAUUCCUGGGGAAUCCAGCGGACGCGGACGGCGCUCUUCUGCGCCCAGUGUAAUUCGAAGAUUGGGUACAUCUACCAUGAUGGUCCGUCGGUGGAGAACACCAUCGGGCAGUUUGGGAUGGGGCCUAGCCAGGUCCUGCCGCGGAUGCAGCGGUACAGGAUCAAGAAGAAAGCCGUGAUUCCAACCCAGGAUGUGCCAGCGCAUCCCGAAUAUCAGCAGGGCUUUCAGAAGGAAGUUGAUAUGCCAAAGAGCAUUGCCAAGUAG